This is a messenger RNA of Tachysurus vachellii, 3604 nucleotides long. RefSeq names its product protein phosphatase with EF-hand domain 2a (gene ppef2a). Gene Ontology annotation, molecular function: manganese ion binding; calcium ion binding; iron ion binding. Gene Ontology annotation, cellular component: nucleus; cytosol. Bases 402 to 2621 code for a protein of 739 amino acids. The record is from RefSeq and is a predicted model, not a curated record. Lineage: Eukaryota; Metazoa; Chordata; Actinopteri; Siluriformes; Bagridae. Gene Ontology annotation, biological process: negative regulation of MAPK cascade; detection of stimulus involved in sensory perception. The transcript is spliced from 18 exons.
UCGUAAGACUGUACUAGUGCCAAAGGCUGCCCUUUAACAGAAUACCAUCUUCUAUAUAAAGCUCAGUGUGUAGUCUUAUCAAGCUAUUAACCUAAUCCUCUUGAGUCUUGUUUUCUUGGUUAAGCACACUGCUCUGGUUGUGAAAGAAGCAGAAGCCACAGUAGUAUUGUAGUAGGAUUUGCAGGAACAAGAUCUUCAUAGGAUCUUGGGUCACUGAUGAAGUAAAUAAGUGUGCCAUAGACAACCCUCAUGUUUAAAUCCCUCAGCUCGGCUUGUGUUGUAUACACCUCAAGGAUCUACUGACAACCACAACUUCUGCUUUGCAUGGCAUGUUUAUGGAGUAAUCAUAAUCCUUUAGUUUUUUUUUACUUGAUGAGAAAACAUAACCAUCAGGAGACACCAUGGGCUGCGGGGUCACCAAAGGAGGUCAAUUCCAUAAAACACACGACAAAGAUGGUAAUGUCAUCUUUGUUAGGAUCUCAGCUAUAAGGGCUGCAGUUUUGAUCCAGCGCUGGUAUCGUCAGUAUGUGAGCCGCAUGGAGAUGAGGCGCAGAUACACCUGGAACAUCUUCCAGUCCAUAGAGUACACUGGGCUACAAGACCAAAUAAAACUGUAUAAUUUUCUUGGUUACCUUAUGGACAACUUCACACCCUCUAGCAAUGAAAGAAAAUUGAUCUCCCACAUCUUCAGAGAUAAUGAAAUAUGUCGGGAUGCAGAGUGGGAGAGAUAUUUCAGUUACUCCCAUAUCGACGUUCCAGAAAUCUAUUCAGGCCCAAGGCUAACCUUCCCUCUGGAUGCAAAUCAAGCUGCUGAUCUUGUUGAGGCUUUUAAAAACAAACAACAGCUCCACUCUCGUUAUGUUCUCCAACUCCUCCUUGAAACCUGGAAGCUGCUCAAAGGUUUGCCAAAUAUCAACCGAAUCUCUACCUGCCACAGCAAAGAAAUCACAAUAUGUGGGGACUUGCACGGACAGUUGGAGGAUUUACUUCUAAUAUUUUACAAAAAUGGCAUGCCAUCGCUGGAGAAGCCUUAUGUCUUCAAUGGAGACUUUGUGGACAGAGGCAAGGACUCAAUUGAGAUUUUGCUUAUUUUAUUCGUUUUCUUGUUGGUCUAUCCUGGAGAGGUUUACCUCAAUCGAGGAAAUCAUGAGGAUCACAUCAUUAACUUGAGGUACGGGUUCACCAAGGAAGUGUUGGGCAAAUACAAGAUGCACGGUAAACAAAUUCUAAAGCUGCUGCAGAAAAUAUUCAGCUGGUUGCCCCUGGCAACAGUGAUUGACCAGAAGGUGCUGAUCGUCCAUGGUGGGAUCUCAGACAGCACAGAUCUGGCACUGGUGGCCCGAAUGGACAGACAUAAAUAUGUAUCUGCCUUGAGGCCUCCGAAGCAGAAGAGCACAGUAUCUGUGCGUUCUUCAGUGGACUCAAAAAUGGAAGAUGAAUCUCUGAACUCUAAGCACAGUAUUCUGAGCAGGACAGCCUCUUUCACCAAUUACAGGCCCUUACCCUCCCGGGAAACUUUCCAGUGCCGUUCUUUGCAGGAUUUCUCAACUACAGUGGCUAGGACCAUGGAGGAAGAACUCAAGACUCAACAAAGGCAGACCAGCAUAGCCCAGCCUGGGAGCAGCCUGACCUAUAAACACUGUAGCAUAUCCACAUCAUCAGAAUCAGCCAGAGAAUCCAACAACACCCGAGACAAGGUCAACAAUGAGUGGAAAGAGAUCCUGGACUUGCUGUGGAGUGACCCCAUGACAGAAGAUGGCUGCAUCCCAAAUGAAGUUCGGGGUGGAGGCUGUUACUGGGGCCCCAGUGUGACUGAGGAUUUUUUAAACAAACACAACCUGCAGCUCAUCAUCCGCUCCCAUGAAUGCAAGCAAGAUGGAUAUGAGUUCUGCCACAACCGCAAGGUCCUUACGAUCUUUUCAGCCUCUAACUACUAUGAAGUGGGCAGUAACAGGGGAGCACUGGUCAGGUUAGGUCCUGAUCUAGUGCCUUAUUUUAUUCAGUACCAGACCAACAGUAAGACCCGGGAGAUGAGCUUUGGACAAAGUAUCAGACGAACAGAGCACUCUGCACUUAAAGUCCUGAGAGAGCAACUGUUUACACACAAGUCAGAUCUCAUCAGUGCCUUUCAGGAAUAUGAUAAGAAGAAAACAGGUCUCAUCUCUCUGAAUGACUGGAGCAGUGUCGUAGGACAAGUGCUACACCUAGAAUUGCCCUGGAGAAUGCUGCGCUCUCAGCUCCUCACCAACACCACCAACGACAUGCUGGACUACCACAACUGGUUUCGUAACCUCGCUGUAAAGGAAACCAACUGUGAGUACAUUGAGCAGACAUUGCUGGAGACUCUUUACAGGCACCGCUCCACUCUGGAGACCAUCUUCAGAAUAGUGGACACAGACAACUCAGGCCUCAUCUCUUUCGAAGACUUCUGUCAGACAUGGAAGCUGUUAAGUGCCUAUUUGAAAAUGGAGAUUUCCACUGAAGCCAUUAAUGACCUAGUGGUCCGCAUAGACAUGAACAAAGAUGGCUACAUAGACAUUGAUGAAUUCAUGGAGUCUUUUCGCUUAGUAGACAAGAACAUACGCAAACCAGAGGAACAGGACCUACCUCAGGAAGGAUAACAGACCUCAGAAUAAAAAGGCACAAUUCUUACAUCAAAAUAAAUGGUAACGGUCGUGUAUGUUUGCUUUAAUAAUAUUCAGACUGCACAAAGUGUGCACAUGACAUGGGUGACCCAUGAAUUGUGAUGAUGAUGACCUCCUGGAACAUUUGACAGUGCCUUUUUCUUGAAUUCCUCUAAGAAUUUCAGGUGUUGUUAGAUCUUGGGUCUUGAUAUUUAGGAUUUGAGCCUUGGAGGUGUCAGUGAGGCAGGUUUCAAUGUUAAGCAUGUGCACAAGCUUAUUAGUGUGGCAUUGUGAGAUUUCCAAACAUAUUCUAACAAUUUCUAAAUGUUGUGCAUGCACAAAAAGAAGACAUGGCAAAGUGUGUGUCAUCUUUACUUUUAGAAGGAAAGUUCUAGUGCUAGUUCUGAAGGAAACUGUCCCGGUGGUCCAGAACAUCAGUAAAAUGGAAGGUAAAAUAUCAAACUGGAGUUUGACCAGACUACUGACUCAUUCACAAGGAUGAGAAUGUGUAGAGGGCAAGUAGAACUAACCUUUCAUUGGAUAACCCAUAUGAAGUAUUUCCAAGAAACCUAAUACAAAGUUAUUAAAGCCAGUGCUAGAAAUAUAUGAAUAAUUUUAUGCUAUAAAUGGUCUUGUAGAUUAUUUUGCUCAUUUUAACCCUUGUGCAGACCUGGGGUCUAUUUGACUCAUCUGGAAAGUUUAAUGUGUCAUAACUUGGGUUUCCUUCCACAUAUUUGCCUGAAAUUUACCAGGAUUGUUCCAAAUUAUGAACUUUGCAAGUAAAAUUAAUUUUGUCUAUUUUUGUUGAACUAUGUGUUCGUAAAAUAAAUACUUUCCUCCUCAAGUCCUCCCGAGUUAAUUUGACUCGGCCACAUUUAGUGGGGCAAUAGGUCACACUUUUGCCCUUUUUCAGCGCAAUGAACAUACAUACAGACACAAAAAUGCACACAUAAAAUGUCCACUAACACACGCACCCAAAA